AACACGUUUGUCAGUUUACUGGCAUGCUGCUUUCACUUCCCCCUCUGCCUUCUGUCUCAGUGAGUACAAUAACUUCCUCCUCCACUCUUCUGUCACAUUCUUACUGCUCUGUGGGAACGCUCAAUUCAUAAACUAGAUAUAGUCUUGAAACUGGGAGCCCUUCAGUCAGGAUGCAGCAGAACGCUUGACUUGUGCGUCCUCUCUGGGUUUGGUCCUGAUGGCAGAACCUCCAGGGGGCGUUGGAGACCCGGCCAAGGUCAACUGGCUCGGUCCAGGUGAAUUAUCUAGUUUAACCACAAGGGAACUGCAGCAGAACCUGCGACUGGAAAAGCGCCGCGAGCGACCCGCCCAGCUGCUGUUUGAGAUCCCGUCUUCUCGUAUUGUCCAUCAGUCUCUAGGCAAACAUGUGGUGCAUGACGUCGUGGUGAUGCGCUCAGGCAGCUUUGACUCCCGCCGGGUUUCUGUGGAGAGGCGCUACAGUGACUUCCGACAGCUCCACCACAAACUGCAGGAAGAGUUUCAGGAGGAACUGGAGGAGGUCCAGCUCCCCCCUAAGCUUUUGACCGGGAACUUCCGCCCUGACAGCAUGUCCGAGAGGCGCCUGGCUCUGCAGGACUACCUGUCGCAGCUCUAUGCCAUGUGCUGCAUCCGACACUCUCCCCUGUUUGCUGAGUUUUUCACCACACAGGAGCAGAUGAAAGCACAUGUGCUGCUGAGAGCAGGCCAGUUCAAGGCAGCUUUGGAGCUGCUGCAGGCUGUUCUGGAGGUCCAGGAGAAGCUGCUACCGUGGCAGAAGCCCACCCUGCUGGUACCGACCCUGUCUGCACUCGUGGUGUGUUACCGGGACCUGGACCAGCCAGAGGAGGCCAUCUGCAUUGCCAACAGAGCCCUUCCAAUUGUCAGACGCUAUGGGCUGCGUGCCUACAGAGCUGCGCUGCUGGAACUGAUGGUGGACCUGGGGUACCAACUGGGUCGACCUGUGGCCCAGCUACAGGAAGAGCUGACUGUCUUGAGAGACUCUGAGAGGGGAGAGGUCAUGCAGCGCUCUCUGAAGGAAGUGGUGAUCAGAAACUUCAUCUAAAGGGAUUUUUAACCUGGGAGAUUUAUGUUAUCGAGGAACCAGUUAAUUCCCAACUAAGAUUAGUUUGUGAGGAACAAUCACUCUAGUAAAAGUUGGUAGUUUCAUCUCUAAAAUUUCCUGACUGGUCAACAAUGAUUUUGUUUUUUUAAUCUUCUUACUUUUCCCAGGUUUAUUAUAAUGGAUUGGAUUUAUCUGCACUUUUCCAGAGGCUCAAAGCACUUCUACAGUGUGUCCACUGAGCCUAAGUGUUUUUCUUUAAAAUGCUUGUUUGUGGUCAUUCAUUUCAUUUGAUUAAAACUUUAAUCUUAUUAUCAUCUGGGAUGUGUUCCCAUGAAAGGGUAGCAUUAAGAAGUUUUAGGAGCUUUUAUUUUAUUUCUAUUUUUCCAAUUCAGGUAAAACUUCUUUCUUCUUGUGUUUCUUACGUGUUAAAUAGGAAAUGAAUGUCCCCGUGAACACACAGUGAAAUGUCUAGGGGGGUAGCUGAUGUUUUUUAAGGAUUUAAUUUAAUCUUGGUGUUUAACCCAAUAAACCUAUAUCGUAUUUCUGAGAGCUUUA
This is a messenger RNA of Oryzias latipes (Japanese medaka), 1636 nucleotides long. RefSeq names its product sorting nexin 20 (gene snx20). The record is from RefSeq and is a predicted model, not a curated record. Gene Ontology annotation, biological process: protein transport. Gene Ontology annotation, molecular function: protein binding; phosphatidylinositol phosphate binding. Gene Ontology annotation, cellular component: early endosome membrane. NCBI's taxonomy places the organism in Eukaryota, Metazoa, Chordata, Actinopteri, Beloniformes, Adrianichthyidae.